Messenger RNA from Phoenix dactylifera (date palm), 1785 nucleotides. RefSeq names its product inactive purple acid phosphatase-like protein. Gene Ontology annotation, cellular component: chloroplast stroma; starch grain. Gene Ontology annotation, molecular function: starch binding. Gene Ontology annotation, biological process: regulation of starch metabolic process; starch metabolic process. The record is from RefSeq and is a predicted model, not a curated record. NCBI's taxonomy places the organism in Eukaryota, Viridiplantae, Streptophyta, Magnoliopsida, Arecales, Arecaceae.
UCGGAGUGCCGUCGCCCCCAAAGCCGCUUAACCAGCGAGGAGAUCGGCGAGACGCGAUCCCGUCGCUUUCGUUUUCGGAUGCUCGACCUUUAACAUCCCCCCCUCGGAGGGGUCUCUCCGAGUCUUCUCCUCUCCUUUCCCUCCCUUUUCGCCCCCAAAAAUCGCUGCUUUGAGGCUCCCCACUCCCCCCAGCUUUGUUCAGGACACCUCUCUUCUGCCAACUCUAUAAAGCUAGGGUUUUGUUCUCCCCUCUUGCUCUUCUCGUUUCUUCUCUUCUUGGGAUGAGAGAUGGCGGCGAGCUCGAGGGGGCUGGAAGCACCGCCGUGCAGCCUUAGGAUCAGGUGGAUCUCGGCGUCUCCUCUCGCGCGGCCGAUCCAUGGACUGGGAUUCAGAAGGGAAUGGCUGGGAGGAGGGGCUCGAUGUUGCUCUGGCGAUGCGGAGUUCCGGAAGCUCGGAAAGGGGACGAAUGCCGCCGCCGAGAAGGCCGAGGUGCGGUGGCUGGAGCCGACGAAGAGCUCCCGGAGAGUCUGCGUGAAAGCUUUGCCCGCGGUUCCCUUCCCUUCGCAUCGCUCACGGGGGCUCUCCAAACAACAAGACUUCUAUCCUCGCUGCAGUCCAAGAAACUCUGGUCCUCAGUCUCGUGAUACUCCACCAAAGAGAGACACUGGUAUUGCUAGUGAGAAGGACUGGGGUAUCAACCUGCUAGAUGAAAAGGUCGACGAGUCUGGCACAAAUGAAGAUGGUAGUACAUGGUACCGGGAAAGUGGAGAAGAUCUUGGUGAUAAUGGAUACAGAUAUCGUUGGGCUAGGAUGGGAGGCCAAUCUCGUGAUGGUUCCACAGAAUGGAAAGAAACUUGGUGGGAGAAAAGUGAUUGGACCGGAUACAAGGAGUUAGGUGCUGAGAAAUCUGGAAAAAAUGCUGAAGGAGAUUCGUGGUGGGAAACAUGGCAAGAAGUUCUGUACCAAGAUGAAUGGAGUAAUCUUGCAAGAAUAGAGAGGAGUGCACAGAAACAAGCAAAAUCAGGCACGAAAAAUGCUGGAUGGUAUGAGAACUGGUGGGAAAAAUAUGAUGCAAAAGGUUCAACAGAGAAAAAAGCCUAUAAGUACGGAAGACUGAAUGAGCAAUCCUGGUGGGAAAAGUGGGGAGAAUAUUAUGAUGGAAGAGGAUUUGUAGCUAAAUGGACCGAUAAAUGGGCAGAAACUGAGUUAGGUACCAAAUGGGGAGACAAAUGGGAGGAGAGGUUUUUUGCUGGAAUAGGUUCACGACAAGGGGAGACAUGGCAUGUAUCUCCUACCGGUGAAUGUUGGUCAAGAACCUGGGGUGAAGAACACUUUGGAAAUGGGAAAGUACAUAAAUAUGGCAACAGCACAACGGGAGAAAGCUGGGAUAUUGUGGUCGACGAAGAAACCUAUUAUGAGGCUGAGCCUCACUAUGGAUGGGCAGAUGUUGUCGGCGAUUCGACACAGUUGUUAUCUAUACAACCUCAGGAAAAGUCACCAGGUGGGUAUACUGGUCUUUAUUUUGGGUCAUCGCCACCGGAAACAGAUGAUCCACCAGAUACACCUCCCACCCCUCCACAGUGAAGAGUUUAUUGUAGGUAGCCCCAAUUUUUUAUUGGACUCCAGUUUUGUGCUAAAUACCCUUCUUGUAUAAAAAGACAUGCCAAAAACUCAUUCUUCAGUUCAUCAGUUCAUUUAUUCCUUGAAAUUCUCCUUGGUGGCAUUUCAUCAUUCUGAUACUAUGUAACUGUUGGAGAUUUCUAAUGAUUUUUUUUCUUGCUUUGA